GUUGACUUGACGCGUCCUCUAUGUUAAUUAGUUAUAAAGCAUUUUGCCAUCUCCGGGUUCAGUUACUGUCUAUCUUGAACCACGCAACAAUUGCGUCGCGUGAAGUCGAAAAUCGUACCGCGCAGCACCGAAAAGAUGAAUCGACUUGAAGGAAAAUAUAUGGUCGUAAUGCUAACGCUUGUCCUGGUUUCUAGUCUGGCCCUGGGGAAGAAACGAAAUCGAUGCGAGAAAAUUAGGAUACCGUUUUGCAAAGGACUUGGUUACAACACAACAAUCUUUCCAAACAAUUUGAACCAUGAUACUCAGGAAGAAGCGAUAAUAAGCGCGUCUGAAUUCCAUAUUUUAGCCGAAAGCAAAUGCUCUCCCGAGAUCGCCCUAUUUCUAUGUUCCCUCUAUGCCCCGGUAUGUACUCAGAUGCAUAAAGCGUUACCACCGUGCAGAGCGUUGUGUAAGAAUGCCCGCAGUGGAUGUGAAGUGUUGAUGAAAAAGUUCGGAUACCACUGGCCUGAGCGGUUUGCUUGCGAGAAGUUUCCCCAGCAGGGAUUGUGUGUUGGGCGGAAUUCGAGCACCACAAGUCAUGCAAAGAAAUUGAAACCAGGUAAGUCUUCUUCAUCAAUUCAGCAAUGAGCAUUUCUAACAUUUCUUAGCCUACCCCUUUUUUGUAAAUUUCAUGUUUUGUAUUCAGUGUAGCAGUAUUGGUAGUAGUAUUUGGUAGUUACAUUCCUCUUGCCAUUUCCCAAGAUGCGAUUAACUUCUGAUGAAGUAUUAAAACGAGUACACGAGUUAUGAAUGUUCUGAGUAUAUAUGUAUGCUCAUGUGAACAUUCGUCCAUCGUCCAGAAUUUCAGAAGGAAAUCGCACCUAAAAUUUCUAAUGUAUACGGGCAUGAAAGAUGGUAAAAGGUAAACAUCGGGGUCGUGUGAAGGUAAUAUUCUAUUUCUACAAGUGGUUUCAAAUUAUAAGCGAUACAGCUAGUCACCAGAUGCUAGUCCGAUCUUCGGAAAGGUUGACACUGUUCAUGUAAACGAAUUAAACUUCAUCUCUCAAAUCCGUUUUUAUUGCUUUUAAUGACUGUAUUAUUAUUUUUUACUCGGGUAACUGCAGGUUAAUGAACAUCUGUUGUACGAUAGCGUUCAGUGCAAUCUAUCAAUGGCAAUCGGCAAUUGUGGUUUGUGUCGGAACUAUACGUACCUAGCUACCUGUAGAACACAGCGGCGUUUUAAGUAAAGGUCCUUUCUUCGUCCGGAAAUUUAUUGUGGCUAGCAAUUUCCAGACAAAGGCAUUUUGCUUUUCGUGAAUCUAUUCAAUUCAUACACAAUUUAUAGUGUAGAUAUAUAAAAUGUUGGUCGCAGACAUUUCAAAUCAAUCGGUGAUUGAUGUGCAAUUCGAAAUGUGCGUGACCUUUUAUCAUUUUGUGCGCUAUUAGCCUGAAAAUUGAACAUUUCAACAGGCAAACAGCCAGACCGAAUAAAACUUCUAAAAUGAACAAGAUUUCUUUAAUUAAGGUAAAUGUCAUAAACGUACCAUGGGGUUCAAUGCAGAAGUAUUAUUCUACAAUAAACUGUUCUGCUGAGAAAAUAUCUCAAACGCGAGGGUCCAUUGUAGGUAGUAUUCUAAAUAAGAUGUUGUUGUUCCAUAUUUGUUACCUUAAAACUCAUUAAUAAGAUGUUGUUGUUCCAUAUUUGUUACCUUAAAACUCAUUAAUAAUUUAUGAAGAAAAUUCAAACGAAACGAACGUUUAAUCAAUAUCUGUAAACUGGAUUAAGAGUUUGUCCUCGUUUACAUAAACUUGAGCUCCGAUUUUCUCAGAAAAAAACGAACCAUAUCGCCAAAAUAAUUGGUAAAGUUGAUUACUUAGAUGUAUUCGUAUUUUAGGUAAUAUAUAAAGCAAGAGCAGCUAAUCUUUACUUGAUGUAUUGAUUUUAAAAGGCUCGCCGAGGGGUUCGCCUUGCAAAUCAGAUAGCGAAUGGCACUCCCUUAGGAAGUCAGACAUCUAUAGUGGUUAUCAAUUUCAAAAACGACUUUUCAUUCGGAACGUCGAAGUUAAUCUUCUCAGGUAUAUAGAUCAGAACACAGAAUAGUUUAAUCCUCUUCAAUUCCUCUCCUGCAUUUGGCUGUGAUGAUUUCAACUUUUAUAGGAUUAUCGUCUAUAGAUAUAUUCUAGGAUAUAUUUGAUAUAAUCCUUAUUAAUAAGGGUAAUCCUUUUUAAACAGGCCUUAAAUAGACACUUUCCGAAUUUGCUUGGGAAAAAGAAGGCGCGGAAGGGAAAGUAUUCAAAGGGAGAGCUAUUAUGUUUUUCACUGCAUCAAAACUAUGAUAUAGAGGGCAAAGGUCAAUUUGAAUAUUUCCCAUUAUACACCUAAUAUAGUAAUACCACUACAACGUAAUCCUCGAUAUAACCCUCAAAGAUAUGAAAGAUGUUUUCAUAUUACAUAAUUUCAUUCCGACACUGCUAAGCACAAACAAAAUUGGUCUUCUUGAGCCUUUAAGGGGGAUUUAACUUCGAAUCUUCAGGUUUCUAGACUUGAAAUCCUUUCCAGUCUCAUUUCCCAUGAUAAUUUUAAAGUUAUAGGAUUAAAAUAGGAAAGUCAAUAGACGCCUUGUGGCUAUUAAUUAACAGCAAAUUUCAUUCAUGUUUACAUGUAAAUUGCCUGCGGCCAAAACUAACAACAAAUCUUAUCGACAUGACUACAUUCAUCAUAUUGUGAUAAAGAUGUCAUCUUGAUUCUGGCUUCGUGUGCAAUUUGGAUAAAACAUGUACCUGCAUGUGCCUGAUGUUUAUGAAAUUCGACUUACUAUUGCGAUCAAAUAAGUCAGAACCUAGGUUCAAAAAUGCGGAAUUAUACCCGGUUCAAAUUAUACCCGGUUCAAACCAGUUUGCAUGAGCUCAUUUGCAUUGGAUAUAUGAUAUACAAAAUCACGAGCCGAAGGUCAAUUAAAUUUUUAUUUAGUGAGAUUUUUAUUUAGUGAGAUUUUUAUUUAGUGGGUUUUGUAUUAGAUAUUUAGAUAUAUACAAGCUUCUUCGCGGUGAUGAUCUCAUUACAUUUCUGAUUCGCUCAUGAAUUAUUUAUGAAAUUACAUUUUUGUGUCUGAUAAAACUUCUCAAAGAAACCAAUAUUUAAAGACCUCGAUAAAUUCAAACCAUAUAUGACCGUAGGGUUCCUUAAGGUUAUAUAAAGGACAUAAAUAGUUGUUUUUUUGGCGGAUAACACCAAGUUUGUUUAUUUAGGAAAACGUUCGACCCAUAAGACCGGAUUAUCACCAGUGCUAAUAAACAUCAGUGCAUUUUUUAACACAAUGAAGAUCCGGGGAUUGUGGAUCGACAGCUUUGCUAAAUAAAUAAACGUAGCAUGUCCCAAAAAAACAAACAAUUAUGAAUGUUGUUUAAUUAAUGGUUCGUGGUGUGAAAACAAUAGCGAAGUUAAGCAAGGCGUAUAAUCUAGUAUGACUGUAUGUGGCAGGAACCUUAAAUUUUACACUUUUAUAAUUAUAAAGAACUAAGCCGGACGAGGUGCAACGAGGAUGGCUAUUAAUAUAAUAUUAAUACAAGAAAAUAAACAGUUAAAGUUCCACGAAAGUUUUACUGUUUUAUAGACGUCGCCGUAGCUCUGUUUACAACGGCAAAAUACAGAUUAUCACGUCUUGUAUACAACGCUUAUAUUUCAAGCUGGGACUACUGCUACUUUCAAUUGGGUCCUAGAACUUUUUCAAUUAUAAACACGUUUUAACUUUCGGUUGGGUCCUAGAACUUUCUCAAUUAUAAACACGUUUUAACGUUGGUUAAUCUGUAUUCUUUUUCACACUACAAAAUAGUAUAUCACAUUGGCUACCGCUUGUCGAGCCUUGCUUUCGGGGGUUUAUCGUUUAUCCGCGUUUUAUCCUUUUUCCGCGACCGCAAUUCUAGACUUCCGUGUUCCGUAUUUCCGCAUCCGCGUUUUAUCUUUUUUUUCAAUCUUGAUUUCGUGACUAUUUAUCUUUGUAACUUAUACUACCAUUAUCUCAAGUGUUUUUACAUUAUCUGUUUUCACAGUAUGUGCAUUUGGGUACACAGUAUGUCACCAAUGACAGGAUAAGCUUUUACUAUAUUGACCUGUGGCACUCUCCCAUCCCACGGGCAUUUUGCUUCUGUUUUUACGUUAUCUAUUUUAACAAUAUUAUUUGACACCAAUGACAAGAUAAGCAAGGUUUUAACCAUAUUGACCUGUAGGAAGUGGCUCGAGAAAUGGUACUUUCAAUCCAUUCCCAUAGGCACUUGCUUCUGUUUUUACAUUAUCUAUUUUAGCAGUGUGUACAUGCUUCGUGAUAUAUUAUAAGUAAGAGUUAUAAACCGAGUAGGAGGUUUAUAACUGAUAUAUUGACCCGAGGACGCGUAGCGUCCGAGGGGCAAUAUAUCAGUUAUAAACCGAUUUAUUAUAAGUAAUAGCAUGGCUUGAGGGAGAUUAGUGAUUAAAUGGCCCCGUAACCCGAGGCAGGUUUGCGGAAUUCCCGAGGGCGAAGCCCGAGGGAAUGCCGCAAACCUGCCGAGGGUAAGGGGUCAUUUAAUCACUAAUCUCCCGAAAAGCCAUGCUAUUAGUUUGUAAUAGCAUAGUUUCGCUCCCAUUUAAAAUUGGACAAACAUGCCCUAUUUGGAAUCAGCGUAUUUAAGCUAAAACUUUUGCUUCAUUGCUUGUGGGAUGUAAAAGCUUGUUGCACAUGCGCACUUUUUACGCUUUAAUCGGUUACGCAUGCGCAAUCUAUCAUUUAACGUACCACAACAAACACGCUAAAUAUAUUAGUAUAAAUUUGGAGACUGCACGUGCGUAAUUUAAAUGAUGCGGCAACUCAGGGAUCGGAUGAUAGACUAUUGACGGCUCUGAGCUAACUGUUGCUGUUCCUUGCACGAUUAUGUGCGUGAGGCACUUGCCUAAUGCGUAGUCGUCAGGGAGACAAAGGUGUGACCCUUGGUAACGGGCGAUUAGUUCUAAUCGCCCGCUCUAGCGGGCGAUUAGAACUAAUCGCCCGCUACAGCGGGCGAUACGUGAUUAAACGUCCCUGUUGAAAUAAAAGAAACCCGGGCAACUAUGCCAUAGAAUAAAGAUCCAUAUAGAAGGGCCACUUACGUCGGAAGCUUUGAAGUUUCUGUCCUCGCGCAUGUCGCAUUACGCAUGUUGGCCGCCAUUUUCCUAGCCAGUCAAUGACAUUUUCUGGCCAAUAAACACGCUGUACUGGCUGGCUGCUCCGCCUUCUGGCCAGUAAACUGCAUAUUUUUGCAUAAAAAAACGAGGACACGUUGCACCCCUGAGUGGCCCUUCUAUAUGGAUCUUUAUUCUAUGACUAUGCUAUUACUCGGUUUAUAACUAACUUAUUUUUCACCCUGCUCGGUUUCCUUUGUUCUUGUCGGGAAAUAUAUUCAAUAUUCCCCUCUAAUCAAUUUCCGUUUAAUAAUCCCCUCUAAUAUUCACCUGCAAUUUAUAAUCUCCUCUAAUAUUCACCUGCAAUGUCUUGGCAGCACAAAAAAUGAGAAAAAACAACAUCGCGAAGGCAAUAUGGCAUUAAGAAUUAUUUCUUUUCUGACUCAUUAACGCGACCUCGCAGUGUGAAAAAUAAGUACGUUAUUUUGAGGCAACGAGGGGAUAUGUGUUUAUUCACCUCGGCGCUGCGCACCUCGGUGAAUGAAUCACAUAUCCCCUCGUUGCCUCAAAAUAACCUAUACUUAUAUCACACUUGCGGAGGUUUUCCAACAUAUUUUGUCAUUUUCAAAAAUUUUUAAUGAAAAAUUCUCGGAUAUAAAUAAAUUAUAUCGGAUAUAUAUAAUUAUAAACAUAAAUAUCAAAGUUAGUUAUAAACCGAGUAAGUCGGUUUAUAACUCUUACAUAUUAUAUGUCACCAAUGACAAGAUAAGCAAGCUUUUACCAUAUAGACCUUUCUCCUUUCGAGUGAAAUUUUGAUCUAAACAAAUCUGGACAAAAAUUUCAUCACAGCUUGAAAGAGCAUCACAAAAUUAGUAAUAUUCCGAAGUUUCGUUGCGAAAUGUUGUAAAAUGCGGAUAAUAUAGCCUUGCGAAGUUUGUCGUUUUUCAGUCAUUUUGCAUUACAAACGGGAAAUUGAUAAUCAAUUUGAUCAUCUGAUUAUCAAUUUCCAUUUGUAAUACAAAAUGACUGAAACAUGGCAAACUUCGCAAGGCUAUAUUAACCGCAUUUUACAACAUUUUGCAACGAAACUUCGGAAUAUUACUAAUGUUGUGAUGCUCUUUCAAGCUGCGAUGAAAUUUUUGUCCAGGCAUAUCUAGAUCGAAAUUUCACUCAUACGGGGAAAGGUCUAUUAACCUGUGGGAAAUGGCACUUCCAAUCCCAUGGGCAUUUUGCUUCUGUGUGAAAACUAUACACAAAAAUGCAUGGUCAUGGAGACCAUCUUUAUACGGACAUAAUUCUCACUUAUAAUUCAUGAAGAUAAUUGAAAAGAAAUCAAGGUAAAAAUGAGCUAUUGUAUGCACAUACAGGUGUAUAAAAACUAGGGAUCCAAGGAUAGUGCAGAGUUUCAAAGACGAACGCUAUAUUGACAUACUUAUUAAUUGAAUAGUUUUUUCAAGCGUGGUUUAUAGCUUUAAUCACAUGUCGAUAUGGUUUAAAUCUAAUACUUUAAGAUUAAAGAAUGACGAGAUUUAUGUAAUAUUAUUUAUUUCCUCAUAUAAUAUUAGUCACAAGGCAUAAUUUCUGUUAUAAUGUUGUAAAGUUUCCAAUUGAAAACGACACUAUAUAGGGUCGCCGGCAACCUAGGUGACUUUUUAAAUCUGUGAUUAUUCCCACCAUCCUUUUAGCGCCCAUUUGGCUAUCGUCUCAGUGACAACUUGAGAAAAUAGCUGUAUAAGAUAUGUUAUGAAUAAUAAGCACUACGACGUUGUAUUCCAUUACAAAAAAGGAACACAAAUCUAAAACACAGAAACGUAAAUAAGAGGCGAAAACUCAUUAAAAUGACGCAUUUCAUCCGCAUUUUAUCCCCAUAUCCGUUCCGUGAAUCCGCAUCCGCUUUCCGCAUUUUAAUCUAAUUAUGACGUGUUUUCACAAUAACAAGUCUCAUUGACCUUUAAUAUAUUUCGAAGGUCACGUUGUUGUUUCAUGAGUCAUUUUCAGCUUUUCGCAUGUAUUCAAUAAUGUAACUUUAGAUUUCAAUAGUUUCACAGUUAUUGCAGUGUUUAUAUAGCAGUUUUGACAAGCUUUGAUACAGAUAGAUUCUCGUAAGAUCUGGUAGAGUUUUCGUUGCACUGAACACGAGUUUGCACCGUUGUGCUAUACACGUAAACAAAGAUUUUCUCAAUAUUUAUGUCUGAAAUGUUUAUACAUUUGAAAACACGGUCUCGCUGCUUCCUAGCUUUGUAUAAUGAAUAUACCGUCGGGACUUAAUUGAAUGCCCGUAAUGCAAAACAUCAAUUUAUAUAUUGCGUAGAAUCUCAAAGAUUUUCUCAAUAUUCAUGCCUGAAAUGUUCAUACAUUUCAAAAGACAAAACAACACUGUCUCGCUGCUUCCUAGCUUUGUAUAUUGAAAUUGAAUAUACCGUCAAAAUAAUAUCGGUACUUAAUUGAAUGCCCAUAAUGCAUAAGUCAUAACAUCAAUUUAUAUAUUGCGUAGAUUCUCAAAGAUUUACUCGAUAUUCACGUCUAUAAAAAUGUUUAUAAUUUGAAAACAACACUGUUCGGCAGUGUCGCUCCUUCCUAGCAUCGUCAUUCGUCACGCCAUCGUGAUCUACAGCUUGAUAGCACAUGCGCAUUUGCGCUGCUAAAGAAAAAAUGGGUGUUCCGGGGGAAAGAUCUUUCACACAACACGAAGAAGCAAAUGUUAUAAAAUUGACAAAAAUUUGCAAUAACAACGAUUCCUGGAAAUUUUUGUGAACUUGGCAAAAGGACAAAAUAAGUAUUUAAAUAAGACAACUGAAAUUGCCUAAAUAACCUUCAAAGCACUGACUAAGUAGAAUAAAUUACCACGACGAUAAAUCGUAUACACCCCCCGGAAAGUUUACUCUAUGAUAUCUGAUGUAUGACAGAUGUGAAUUUUCGCCACUCAUCACAAUAGUGCACAGUUUCAAAGAAACUCUGCACUAAAAAAGGAGACCUUUAGAAAUCAAGUAUAUUGUUAAAAUUUGAAUGCCUUUUCAAUUGCACAUAUGCUGAACCGUUUGCGUGAAAUAUUGAUGGAUGCAUAUAUUAGAAAAAAGAGACCUUUAGAAUUUGAAAUAACGUUUAAACAAAUCUGCCAUGCGCUUAGCCUGGGAACAAUCUGCCAUGCGCUUAGCAAAGUGCUCCAGGACUCAAAUUAUAACAAUGGUUGAUUUCUAAAGGUCUCCUUUUUCUAAUAUAUGCACUCCAUCAAUAUUUCACGCACCACAGUUCAGCAUAUGUGCAAUUGAAAUGGCAUUCAAAUUUUAACAAUAUGCUUGAUUUCUAAAGGUCUCCUUUUUUUUUAUACACCCUGUAUAUACUCUCAGUUAAAAAUCACUACUUUUCGAAUAAUUUCUUAAAACAAAACACAGUUGAAAUCCUUACGUUUCACAGGAUAUAUACACAGCAUUCGCAUCCGUGCUGUAUAAAAGCCCAUUUCCACUCCAGAAAAAUUUCCGCGGUGAAAAUAAUUUCCCGAAAAUAUCAAUGACAUUGUUAAAAGUUGAAAAUAAUUUUCAAUAUGAAAAUUUUUUUCCGACGGAAAAUUUGUGACGGCCAAUCACGUUUUACAAAAUUUUCUUUCUGCGAAAAAUUUUCCUGAGUGGAAAUAUGGGCCUUGAGACAUUGCGAUGAAACUGAUUAAUAGAGAUUUUAAGAUUCGCGUUAUACGUCAAACGGAAAACGGUAGGCAAAGAAAAAUUUUACGGUAUCAGGCAAUGAAGAGUAAAUGAACUCGCUGUUUUUAAACUGCAAUGCAUGAUUAUUCUUUUGGCACAAGAAAGAAAAUAUGAAACGAAAACGUUCAACGAAAAUUUUGCCAAGAAAGUUCUUAUCUGCCGUUUGCCGUUCCCGGAAACGUAUUCCCUAAUAAUUCAUGAAGAAAACGCAAAAGACAUUAUGACCGUGAAUGAGUUUGUAUAUCUGAUAUUUAUCUGAUACAAAAUCAUGUUGAUUUACAUAAACUUUAAGUCCAAUUUUCUCACCAAUUAUGUAAUUCAUUUACUUUAAAUUGUUGAAGAAUACGAUUGUUCCUCAUUCCUUCUUUUCAUCAGCUAGUCAACUAUAAAAUGGUCAAGUGGGGUAAAACUCUUCAACCCAUAUAAAAUUAGCGACGGUCUUUGGAUGUAUAAGAUAUCCCUAUUGUAGUAUUGACUUUCUAGCAAUUGCCGAUUGAUCUGGAAUUAGAAGAUGCCAUUUUGGACAAUCGUUCUGAUCAUAGACAUAGUCUAUAUCAAAAUAUGAUCGUCUGAAAACGAAACAGAAGUGUUUGUUAUAUGUUUUUGUCUGAAUUUAUGUUAAUUUGUCACGAUGAUUGAGCUCAUUGUAUUUUCGUAUAAUUAAGUAACCGUCCAAUAAGGAUAGGUGAGAUGAAACGUGCAGCCACGAUGGAUAGUAUUUCAGUAAUGAAGUUCAGGAAAAUUAUUUGUGCAUGGUGAGAUAGAGUUCAACAUCAAACAAAGCUCUUCUAUUUUUGUGGCUUUGAAGUUUGCCGGGAUUCCAGACCAUCAUAUCUUAAUAGACUAUGGUCUGACUUUACAUGCAUUUAGACCCGUUUUCAAACGUCGACCUUUCGCGUGCCGCAUUUUAUGCUAAUGAGCUCAAACAAAAAUUUUAUAUCAGUUACAAUCUCGAAUGGCCGGUGCAAGUGUGGGUGGAGUCGAUAUAAACAGAUAGCUGUGGUGCGAACGAUAUAUACAACAACCUGAAAAAUGUAAUGAGAACUUCGACAUUUCGAGCGAAGGCAACAAAAUGGCUGCAACUUGCUACAAAAUCUGAUUUCUACGCAUGUUAAUUGAAAAUGUUUACACAUACAUUACAAAUCACGAGGCAACAUGUGUCAACAUUUCUACUUAACAUGCGUUGAAAUCAGAUUUUGUUGCAAGUUGCAGCAAUUUUGUUGCUCGUAUUACUCCAGCUUAAUUAGAGUAACGGGAAAAUUACAUGUGCUUUUUUUAGCUCAGUUACAUUAGAUUCGACAAAUACGUGAUAAGGUCGACAUUUGAAACGGGUGUAAGAAUUGAAAAAUUAAUUAUGAUGAGCUCUGUGAAUGGAUCGCGCACGCUUCUCCGCAAUUUUCGCUGUCAUUACCUCGUAAUUAGGUGGAACGUGGAGGUAUCUUUGAACUAAAUGUUUCAAUUUAAACAGCUAUUCGUCAAACAUUCCCAAUACAAUUUAAAACAGGCAGCUCAAUAAAGAUAGUCUUAGAUAGUAAUCUAUACCAGACUUGUUGUCUAUAAAUACGGUCUAAUAAAAUGGGUUAUAUAGUGUGCGACUUGUUUCCAAUAUGAUUUGUUUCCUUGCGCUGGUAUUGUUCUGAUUGGCAAGUGUAUUGUUUAUAUUGAAUGAAUGCUUCCGAAUGUCCGGUGCGUAUUCCGUUUUCAUGCGGCUAAAAUAAUCAGAAAUAAUUAUUUCCUCUGGAUUAAGGCCAAAGCCCUAGUUUUCCUUCAGACAAGUUUACCUUCUCGUGUGUACGGUCAACAAGCUUUCCUUGACAACUUUCCCUUGUCCUUGACAAGUCUCGUUGCUCAUUUCAGGGUUCGUACGGGUCCUGGAAAACCUGGAAAGUCAUGGAAUUUCAAUAUUCCAAAAUCCAGGCCUGGAAAAUCAAUUUUAGUCAUGGAAAGUCAUGGAAAAUUGAAAUUUUACAUAACAUUAACAAAGUAUACCUGUGAUGUUACUCUGAGUGUAUAUCCACACCAGGCAAGCUUGAAAAAUAUGCCUGACCACGGUGGGAAUCGAACCUACGACCUUUGGAAUACUAGCCCAAUGCUCUGCCAACUGAGCUACGCGGUCUGGUCGGUUCGAGUAUGUGAUAUUUCGGAACAGAAUCUAGUUCCUUCGAUUCCCACCGAGGUCAGGCAUAUUUUUCAAGCUUUUGCCUGGUGUGGAUAUACACUCAGAGUAACAACACAGGCAUCCAUAUUCACCUGAGUACAUUACACCAACACAGAAAAAUCAUGAUUAACAAAGUAUUUUACUUAUUUCAAUUUACCAGUCAUAACAAUAAUAUGAAUUGUUGUUAUAUAAACAGAUUUUUACAAGAACGAAGUGAAUUUUGUUCUAGUUUAUUAUAUCUGUUAUCGUUAAUUAAAAUAUUAACGAAUUUCAGAAAUUCCAGACUUACAGGUCAUGGAUUUUGAAACAAAUGGUCAUGGAAGUCAUGCAAAAGUCCAAAGGGAGAAGGUGUACGAACCCUGUCAUUUGUAUCACGUCAAGGUAUUUCAGUUUUGUCUGCCAAAACCACAUUGAAGUAUUUCUUGUACCCCUCUCAAGUUUUCCUUGGGCUUGGCAGCCGUACACGUGAACAAAUUUUCUUUGUCCAAAAGCCGGCAUGAUUAGCUUUGGAAUUACAAGGCUCCUUCUUGGCAAGGAAAAUUGCCAAUUUUUCCUGUACUGACAUGCACGUACCUUGACAGGUGUAUUAGCCGCAAAUGUAAAAAAAUAACAAUUACAGUUUUUAAAUAACAAUGUUUGAUGUACUAUUUAAAACACGAGUAUAGGAUAUCUGGUAACCUGAAGUUCAGGCCCUAAUCACAGAAUAGGUUCGAUAUCUGGUAAAGCACGAACUGCGAGUGCUUUAAAUGGCUUAAAAACGAUCCAUCUUUAAAAAUAAACAUUGUCUAAGUCAAGAAAAUCAAAGCUAAAGUUUAUGUAAAUAGACCUUUCCCUUUAUGAGUGAAAUUUUGAUCCAAAUAUGCCUGGACGAAAGUUUCAUCACAGCUUGAAAGAGCAUCAUAAAAUUAGUAAUAUUCCGAAGUUUCGUUGCGAAAUGUUGUAAAAUGCGGAUAAUAUAGCCUUGCGAAGUUUGCCGUUUUUCAGUCAUUUUGUAUUACAAAUGAAAUUGAUAAUCAGAUGAUCAAACUUGAUUAUCAAUUUCCCGUUUGUAAUGCAAAAUGACUGAAAAACGGCAAACUUCGCAAGGCUAUAUUAUCCGCAUUUUACAACAUUUCGCAACGAAACUUCGGAAUAUUACUAAUUUUGUGAUGCUCUUUAAAGCUGUGAUGAAAUUUUUGUCCAGACUUGUUUAGAUCAAAAUUUCACUCAAAAGGGGAAAGGUCUAUGAACAGGAUUUUUUUUAUCACAUAUAAACCACCGACACGGCAGUGACUUUCUUUGUCUUUUCCUCAUGAAUUAUUUGAGGAUUUUUCAGCAUCUCACUCGAGUCUCGAUUGGAUUAUAAAUUUUGAAGGAUUUUGCAUGCAGACGGCAAGUUUCAAGUGCACAUUUCACACAUCUAUAUUAUACCCAAACCAGGAGCAGCUGCAAAAAAUGUAACUAUUGUAGUAUAGAGGCUUUCCGUCUGCAGAAUCCUUCAACAUUUAAAUAACAAGACCACUUAGUCUUUAUUGCCUUAAAGUGUAAUUAUUUCGGCGCUUGUCGUUUGACGCACGCCGCGGAACGCGAUGCUUGAAUUAUCUUUUAUUUCAUUUGAAAUCCGAUUUAUAGAAAAGUAGUGAAUUCAAUUAGGUUUAUGACUUUACGUCGAAUAGUUUGUUUCUAGAUGCUUUUGCGCGGAAAAGAUUAUAUUUAGGGGUAGACCAUUAUGUUUCCUGGGAAGAGCUUGGCAGAUCCAAAAAAAAUCAUGCAAAGAGUAGAAUUCGUGCAAGCAUUUAGGAAAAGAAAAAAAAUUCUGCAGCCAAAGCCAACAAGAUACUGGCCCUUGGAUCUGUAUUAGAGUUUAUUAUAUUUAAAGGGGCAAUGUCACCGAUUUUUGAGCAAUUCUAACUCUAGCAAAUUUUGCCCAAAACUGAAAAAGAAUGAGUGUAAGCACAAAAUAAGCAAUAACAGACACAAAAAAACAUGGACAGAAGUCUGGAUGGGCAAGAUUACGCCAGGAUUGAGAUGGAUUGUAAAUCAUAACUUAAUCCAUUUACAAUGUUUAUUUUUAACUUUGUAGUUCAGUUUUUGAAUAAACGGCAUUUUAGGUCAAAAAUCGGUGACAUUGCCCCUUUAACCUAUUUAGAUACAGGUUUAUUAGCAGAGCCAUGGCUCGCUUCGCCACUGAAAAUUCCCUUCCCAGAUAUCUAACGGUCCACCACCCUCUGGCAGGAAUCUACGGCCCUAGAAAGUUCCAUUUACAAAUCCCUCCAAAUCGCUCGUUUGCAAUCGACGCCAACUUGGUUGAUUUUCGUGGCAACUAAAAAUCUAUAUUCUUCAUUCUUUGUCGUAUUGUGCCAGAAAUCGUAAACUAUCCAUAAUACAGUAAGACGUUUUCAAAACAAACCAAAAAUAUUAAAGUAACUCAACUAUUUCGAUGCAAACGGCUGGACAAAACUUUAAAAUCAACCAAGAUGGCGCCUAAUGACACGUAGUGACGUCAUGUGCAAGCAAAGAAUACGAUAACUGCUAAUAGACCUUUCCCCUUAUGAGUGAAAUUUUGAUCUAGAUAUGCCUGGACAGUUUCGUUGCGAAAUGUUGUAAAAUGCGGAUAAUAUAGCCUUGCGAAGUUUGCCGUUUUUCAGUCAUUUUGCAUUAAUAAUCAGAUGAUCAAACUGAUUAUCAAUUUCCCAUUUGUAAUACAAAAUGACUGAAAAACGGCAAACUUCGCAAGGCUGUAUUAUCCGCAUUUUACAACAUUCCGCAACGAAACUUCGGAAUAUUACUAAUUUUGUGAUGCUCUUUCAAGCUGUGAUGAAAUUUUUGUCCAGACUUGUCUAGAUCAAAAUUUCACUCAAAAGGGGAAAGGUCUAUGAGCGUCCCUCCAACAUGGCCGUCGUGACGUCAGUGCAAGCCACAAAAAUACGUACUUCAUUAUAAUUUGACUGGAAAUGCCUCUAAUUAAUUAAUUAAUUAAUUCCACUUCUGGUGAAGAACAUAUUGGAUAUUAUUAGUCUAUAAUCUGGAUAAUCUUGAGUUGAACGUGCCAAAAAUUAAUAGAAUUUAUAGAAGAAGUCAUUUCCUCACCAGACAUUUUAAGUAUAUAGGCUAUAGCUACCAUUAUCAGGCCUUUGAAAAAUCUUGAAUUUGGAAUCUGAUUAACACUUGGGCAACCAUAUAUAAUUCAAAUAGACGAAUGGACUAAAUUUAGAGAAAAAAGCAUUUCCUCCUGGUAAUAUAAUCAUGGUAUAAUAAUGGUAUUAUACUUAUUAUCGCUAUCCAUUAUAUGGGUUUAAAAAACCCCAGUUUCUAUCUCGUCGGGUAUAUCCAUACAAUUUCGUCGUCAAAUUUUUAAAAAUCCGGCAAUAUAACAGAGUUUAGAAAAAUCUUGAGUUUGGAAUCUGAUUAACAAUUGGGCAACCAUAUAUAAUUCACUCAACCAUAUACAACAUUUCCUCCUGGUAAUAUAAUGGUAGAAUAAUGGUAUUAUAUUUAGGCUAUUAUCACUAUCAUUAUGGAUUUAAAAAUCUUAUAGCUAUCAUUGUGAGGCUUUAGAAAAAUCUUUGAAUUUGGUAUCUGAUUAACAACCAUAUAUAAUUCAUACACAAGAAUUGAUUAAAUUUAGAAAAAAAAACUCCAACAUUUCUCGUCGUAAUAUAAUAGUAGAAUAAUGGUAUUAUCACUAUCAUUAUAUGGGUUUAAAAAUCUUAUAGCUAUCAUUAUCAGGCUUUAGAAAAUUUUGAAUUUGGAAUCUAAUUAACAAGGCAACCAUACAGAAGAAUAAAUUAAAUUUAGAAAAAAAAAACAUUUCCUCCUGCUAACAUAAUACUAGAAUGGUAUUACAGUUAUAUUAUCACUAUUAAUAUUAUUAUGUGGGUUUAUCACUUUAAAAUGAAAAUAAUAUAAUCUAUCUGUGGGAGGGACCUUUAUCACGGAAAUUUAAUAGUCAGUUCCUUGACCUUCAAAAACAUUACUUGUACUAUUACGUCAAACAUUAAUUUACAUUUGGACCACAACCAAUUUUCAGCAAAUAUUCUACUUUGCUAUAAGACCUUUACCCCUUACGAGUGAAAUUUUGAUCUACACAAGUCUGGACAAAAAUUUCAUCACAGCUUGAAAGAGCAUCACAAAAUUAGUAAUAUUCCGAAGUUUCGUUGCGAAAUGUUGAAAAAAUGCGGAUAAUGUAGCCUUGCAAAGUUUGCCGUUUUUCAGUCAUUUUGUAUUACGCGUGGGAAAUUGGUAAUCAGUUUGAUCAUCUGAUUAUCAAUUUCCCGUUUGUAAUACAAAAUGACUGAAAAACAGCAAACUUCGCAAGGCUAUAUUAUCCGCAUUUUACAACAUUUCGCAACGAAACUUCGGAUUACUAGUAAUUUUGUGAUGCUCUUUCAAGCUGUGAUGAAAUUGUUGUCCAGACUUGUCUAGAUCAAAAUUUCACUCAAAAGGGGAAAGGUCUAUUACCAAUGAAAACGCAGGGAGGGUAGAGAGGAAAGGUCUGGUUAAAAUUUCCUGAACCAUUUCUCUAAGAAUGUUGUGUGAUAAUCACAUAAUUAUAGGUCCAAUUCUAUAUUAACAACAUUAAUUAAAUUAACAAUAUUUUCCAUAUCAACUUGAAAAUAUUUUAAAAUACAUCAUAAAUAAAUCAUGAUUUCAUAGAAGGGUCGUGGGAAUUUCGCAGAUGGAACAUUCCGAUCACUGCAACCAUUAAUGGCUGAUUCCAGCUAACGACUAAGUUUUGAUCCAAAGAAGAAGGCGAAAUCUAUCAUUAUAGCUUAAAAGAACAUCAUUAAAUUGGUGAAAUUGCCAAAUAUGGUUGCAAAAUGUUCUAAAAUAACGAAAAAUAUAGGCCUUUGAAAUUAGAACAUUUUGAGUGUUUAAAUUCGGCUCAAAAGUGGUGCAUUUUUCCGCGCGUGAUACUAAAAUACUCAAAAUUUGCUAAUUUCACAGGGCUAUGUGUUUUCGUAUUUCAUAACAUUUCGCGACCAAACUUUGCAAUCUUACUAAUUUUAGGAUGCUCUUUUGAGCUAUAAUGAUAUAUUUCGUCUUUCUUGUCUAGAUCAAAAAUUACUCGUUAGCUGGACUAAUCAUCCAUUGACUAUUACAGUCGUGCCAAUAGAAGCGUUCCGAAAAAUGUUGACCAGUUAUUUCCUAACUUCGAGGAGUUCCUCUGAACAAUUAGCCAUUCCAAAGUUGAUGAGAGGACUGGGGACGAGUGUUAAAAAGUGCCCAAAUUAAGAAAUGAACCAAAUCACUAAAAAGACCACCUCAAAAUUAGUAAGUAUACGAAGUUUGAAGACGUUUACAUGAAUACCCUUCGAAUAAUAAGCUUUCGAAAAUUGUGAAAUUACUGAUUAAAAGAUUGGUUUAUUAUUCGAAGGAUAUUCAUGUAAACGUCUUCAAACUUCGUAUACUUACUAAUUUUGAGGUGGUGUUUUAGUGAUUUGGUUCAUUUCUUAAUUUGGACACUUUUUAACACUCGUCCCCAGUCCACUCAUCAACUUCGGAAUGGCUAAUUCCUCAACAAUUUGAUAAUUCCUUAAAAAGUUCCUAACUUCCUGUUUCAUUGACCAAUCAGAUUGCUCAACAAUAAAAUAUAAAAUUUGAUUGGUCAAUGAAACAGGAUGUUAGGAACUUUUUAAACAAAUUUUCAAAAUUUUCAGGAAUUGUUCAGAGGUGUUCCUUCAAGUUAGGAAAUGAACUGGUCAACACGACUGUAACCAAUCAGAACCAAUGCGUAUACCAAGCCGAUGAGAGGUAAUAGUAAACCUCUCAACUAAAUGUCGUACGAAGGUCCAUUGCGCGGAGGGUAUUAAUUGUUCUUCGCAGUUUAUCGGGAUCCGAGAGCAGUCCGAAGAAUAAUUAAUAACUUUUGCGGAGGAGAGAGCCAUUGACAUGUGUACUGACAGUGUAUUUAUAACGUUUUUUCACAGGCAAGAGAAUGUCAGUUCACAAAAUCCGUCAAAAGAAAUGCGCGAAAGAGAGCAGCGAGGCGAAACUGUGCUGUAAACUUGGUCGAAGGGCGGCAAAGAAAGGUUACUACUGCAACUUGAAGAAAAAAGAGGAUGACAAUUCUAGGAAAGCAAUCAGAUUUCGUAAACAAGUGAUCAGAAAAUGUUCCAUGCACUCCUCGUGUUUCCGCUCGUGUUGCGAGGUGUACCAGAGAAAGCGAAGAAGCAGCAAAAAACGUAACACGGAACGAGAGAAUCGAAAGCAGUGAGACAAGUGGAUUAUCCUGAAUUUGUUUCUAGUGGACUGUGACUAUACGUUAAAUAACAUUCUUAACUUUGACUUUGAGACACAGAUUUGAGAAAUAGUUCUCCACAACUUUCUAAGGUAGUAGCAUAGUCUAUCAAGAUAUGAUGGUCUGGGGCCGGUUGUUCAAAAGCCGGGUAGCUUAACCCUGUGUUUAACGUGAAUACCAAAGCAAACUUCCCAGCUAGCUUGUUUAUAAACUUGGAAAUAGUUUUUCAGAAAUCUUGUCUGGAUCAUCAGAAGUUUAGUUUCCUAAAGUUUCGAAAUAAACAUGUUGUAUUAUUUGUCAUUUGUCGCGCGCCGCAAGCACUCAAUUGAAAAGCAGUGUUGAUAUAUAUAGAUUAUAUCUAUAUAUAUCAACACUGCUUUUCAAUUGAGUGCUUGCGGCGCGCGACAAAUGACAAAGGAAUGGGGCGAGCUUAAUGCAAAUUGACAUUUGGAAGCAUUAUUGGUGCAUUCUACACGCCGUUUUGGGCUGCCUAUGAUCCGACGGUAAAAUUUGGCGCGCUUGCAGGGUAUCAGAGUCCGUCUCUCCCUACUUUUCUCUCAUAUUUUCGCGCUUUUUUUGACCGCUCGCGUGCAUCGCUAUUUUCAACCCCUUGAGAGACGGACUUGAACCAAGUCUAGUCAUUGUGUUAUGUUUUUUUUGUCGGAGUUUAUGUUAAUUUGUGCACGGUCACGGUGAUUGAGCUCAUUGUAUUUUCGUAUAAUGAAGUAAUCAUCCAGUAGGGAUAGCUGAAAUGAAGGAUUUGUGAAGUCACGGUGAGGCACAGUUCGACUGAUCAAACAUGAAAGUCCUUCUAUUGUGUAUAGUUUGAAGUUUGCCGCGCUUCCAGACCAUCAUAUCUUCUUGACACACUGUGGCAGUAGAGAAUAUAUAUUGUUGGGUCAAGUAAGAGUUUGGUAUUGCAUGCUUAUCGUAACAUAGUAUUUUGAACUUGAGUUUAAUGUGUUUAUCAUUUCGAGAUCAUGCACCGAGGUUGAUGGACAGCCGGAAGAAUCACAACCCAAUUGGGGGGGGGGGGUGCUUUAAAACGGAGGGAGAGACCAAACUCUCUUCUCGUGGGCGUAUUCCUGCAGGCAAAAGUUUUUAUAGCAGCACAUGAAUUUUUAUUUUUUAUUAUCUAUUUCCUGACCAAGUUUUUCAAGAGGGAAAAAUGGCCGAUCCACUUACUACUUGUAUAAUUUAUAUUACCUAAUUAGCUUCCUAGAAACAGACUUAACUAUAUGAUUAAUAAUGAUCAAACAUACAUUGAACAAAGACAUUAUUUUUCUUAUUGUCGCAUACUACCACGAUUCUAUACCCAACUCAAAGACCUAGCUGGAAUGUUUCUUUCAUAGAAACUCUCUUUUCAAUUGAUGAGACAAAGCCAAAGGUGACAGAAUGUCUUCUUUGUGGAAGUAAACUUAAUUUCUAGCAUAAAUUAGGAAUUGACCGGACUAAUUUUCAAUUACGCCGGCAAUGAUGAAACGACCGCAAUUAUCAUAUAUAGGCUAAUUCAGUAACCUGCGAAACAGGAAAGCAGAGACACAGAAAUGAAACAGGAAAUAUUUACUUAAUGCAUUGAUUAUUGUAUCUUAGUUUGAAAACAUCAGCAUUAAUCUACAUCAUCAUUAAUUAAUGUGUUGUGCAUGGUCAUCGAGACCCUGGGUCUAAAUCAAGCAAUCUUAAUCAGUUUAGGUGCAUACUAAAUAGUUUGAUUUUCAAUUGUCUGUUAUCUAUAAUUAUUCGAUUCCAGAAAACACAGUGCGUCACAAAAAGAUCUGUCACCUCUCUCAACGAUACCAGCCCCAAACCGUCCAGGAAAUACUUCCCCAACCUUUAACCCUAGCCUUAACUUUGGCUAAUCGGUUCCCACUACUCCAAGUGGCAGUUGCUUUACCAUACCAGCCGCCCACAGUCGAACCAUAGCGAUCGUUGUAUUUCAAGGAAACAUAACAAGCGCCUUUCGGAACAUAGUAGGAGACAUAUUUUGUCCUCCCAUUGGUCCUGUACCGGCGACUGCUUUGAAGAUAACCCGAGCCCAAAUAUUUACGAGUGUAUGCGUCGAUACUGUAUGCUGUAAUACAGAGCACCAAAAGCACGGCAAGGACCGACUUGUUCGCCAUUUUCUUGACAGCGCACCAAAUUGAAAUCGAUUCAGUUAUUGAUUCUUCAGAUCUUCUGAACUGUUGAAGUUGCUGUUGUCAAUUUUGAACUGCUGC
This is a messenger RNA of Paramuricea clavata, 19402 nucleotides long. Lineage: Eukaryota; Metazoa; Cnidaria; Anthozoa; Malacalcyonacea; Plexauridae. The record is from the annotation of a GenBank genome assembly.